This is a messenger RNA of Heteronotia binoei (common prickly gecko), 3252 nucleotides long. RefSeq names its product vomeronasal type-2 receptor 26-like. Lineage: Eukaryota; Metazoa; Chordata; Lepidosauria; Squamata; Gekkonidae. The transcript is spliced from 8 exons. Gene Ontology annotation, cellular component: membrane. Gene Ontology annotation, biological process: G protein-coupled receptor signaling pathway. Gene Ontology annotation, molecular function: G protein-coupled receptor activity. The record is from RefSeq and is a predicted model, not a curated record. Bases 1 to 3252 code for a protein of 1083 amino acids.
AUGGUGGGAUUUGUAGCACUGAUGUUAGCACUGCUGUCACAGGUAGUGUGCAAGGUCUCACUUUCUAAAUGCACCAUCAGCGAGCCGGUCCCUAUCCUUCACAAGUACUACCAGACAGGAGACAUUAUAAUUGCAGGCAUUAUUUCUCAGAUCUACAUAUUUUCUAAGAACAUAACCUUUGAAAAACCUCCAACUUCUGAAUUCUUUGAUGACCAAAUCCACUUCAGUGCAAGCUGGACCUAUCGUGCUUCCUUGGAACUUCUCUCCAGACAGGGCAAAUAUAUUCCGAACUACAAGUGCGAGAGGCAGAACAACCUAGUAGCGGUGAUUGGGGGACCUAGCUCCAAUGUCUGUGUCCACAUGGCCACCGUCUUGUGCAACUACAAGAUUCCCCAAAUCAUAUAUGCCUCUGCUCCCGUGCUGAAUAACAAAGCCCAUGCUGGUUUUUUCCACUCAAUGUUCCCAAAUGUGACCCUUCAGUAUAUGGGUAUUGUCAGGCUAUUGCUGCAUUUCAGCUGGACGUGGAUCGGUGUGCUUUCUGAUGACAAUGACAACGCAGAGAAGUUUGUCGACAAUGAGCUUUCUGUGUUUACUCGCAGUGGCAUCUGCUUUGAUUUUGUGCACAUCUUCCCCAAAAUGUCUUUUUCCAGUAAUAUUGCUCAGCUGGUAAAGAAGGGAACCGAUACGUUAAAGAUUGUCAACGAAAGCACCGCCAAUGUGAUGGUCAUGCAUGGUGAAAUUCAUACAGUAGCACUUCUGAGAACGUUGCUGUAUGAGGCAGAAUUUGAGGAUAGACCCAUGCAGGCCAAAGUUUGGAUUAUGACUGCACAGAUGGACUUCACAUCGUAUCCUUUCCAAAGAGAUUGGGGUUUAGAGUUCAUCCAUGGAGCUCUGUCUUUCUCUGUUCACUCAAAGGAGCCGUUGGGGUUCAGGAAGUUCCUUCAGAUGAGAAGCCCUGCCUCAGAAGCAGAAGAUGGCUUUAUCAAGGACUUCUGGAAGCUGGCAUUUAAGUGUACUCUGCCCAGCUCUGCGGCCGAGGAAGCAGAAGAGGAAAUCUGCACUGGGAGUGAGAAGCUGGAGAGCCUUCCAGGUUCUGUCUUUGAAACAAGUAUGACUGGCCACAGUUACAGCAUCUAUAAUGCUGUGUUUGCUGUGGCACAUGCUGUCCAUGCAAUGCAUUUACCCCAAAACCAGACCAAAUCAAACCUGAUUCUGCAGCCUUGGCAGCUCCACCACUUUCUGAGAAGUGUUUCAUUUAACAACAGUGCGGGGGAAAGUGUAUCCUUCAAUCAAAAUGAGGCAUUAAAAGUUGGCUUUGAUAUUAUCAGCUGGGUCACAUUCCCAAACAAGUCCUUUAAUAGAGUCAAAGUUGGACAGGUCGAACCAAAGAAUAACAUGGAUAAUGGGCUGGCCAUCCAUGAAGAUGCCAUUGUAUGGCCCACUAGCUUUGACCAGUCACAGCCCCUUUCUGCAUGUAAUGACAACUGUCAUUCAGGUUUUAGUAGGACAAAGAAGGAAGGAAGGCCAUUUUGCUGCUACAGUUGCACAAGAUGUCCAGAAGGGAAGAUUUCAGAGGAAAAGGACAUGGAUUACUGUUUUCAGUGUCCUGAAGAUCGGUAUCCAAACAAUAACCAGGAUUUUUGCAUCCCCAAAAUUAUAACCUUCCUGUCUUAUGUGGAACCUUUGGGGAUUGUUUUGUCCAUGUUUGUCCUUUUGUUUUCUUUCAUUACAGCAUUAGUACUGGGUAUCUUCAUUAAGCACCAGGACACACCCAUAGUCAAAGCCAACAACCGGGAACUCACCUACAUCCUUCUUACCUCCUUGUUGCUCUCCUUCCUUUGCAUUUUUCUAUUCAUUGGCCGACCAGAAAAACUCAAGUGUCUCCUUCGACAAAGUGCUUUUGGCACAGUCUUCUCUUUGGCAGUUUCUUGUAUUUUGGCCAAAACCAUCAUGGUGGUUCUAGCCUUCAAGGCUACCAAGCCAGGCUCCAAGGCGAGGAGAUGGAUGGGAAAACGAUUGACCAACUCUAUUGUUCUUUCCUGUUCCUUUAUUCAAGCCGCUAUCUGUGCUGUGUGGUUUGCCACCUCUCCUCCAUUCCCAGAUUUUGAUAUGCACUCAACACCUGGAGAAAUUAUAUUACAGUGCAACGAAGGAUCUGUGAUUAUGUUUUAUUGUCUCCUGAGCUUUAUGGGCUUCCUAGCUGUUAUCAGCUUCACUGUCGCUUUUCUGGCCAGAAAACUGCCUGACAGUUUUAAUGAAGCCAAAUUUAUCACCUUCAGCAUGUUGGUCUUCUGUAGCGUAUGGUUAUCAUUUGUUCCCAGCUACUUGAGCACAAAAGGAAAAUAUGUGGUGGCUGUGGAGAUCUUCUCCAUUUUGGCUUCCAGUGCUGGCUUACUGAUCUUCAUCUUUUCCCCCAAAUGCUAUAUCAUUUUGCUCAGGCCUGAACUGAACAAUAAGGGGCAGAUAACUCAAAGAUAUGCCCUACGGGAUAGCACUGUCCUGAUUAAGCAACUCAGGGAGCAGCUAACCCAGAAAGAUCAGCAGACAGAAAAGAAGGAACAAGAAUUGGAGGCAAGCCUUAAGAGACAUGCAGAGGUGCUGGAGGAUGAGUUCCGGAAGCAUACAGCGGAAAAGGAACUCAUACUCCAGACCCAUGAGGCAGAAAAAGCAGAAUUGCAUAGAAAACACGCCGCAGAGAUAAAUAGACUGGCGGCGGAAAACAAUAGCUUGGAUCUCGACUGGCAACAUGCAAGUCGAACCAUAGAAGAGAUUAGAGCAGAGAAACACACCUUAAAUUUAGUACACCAAGACACCAUGUCCGCUCUAAAAAAGGCCCAAUCGCAGGUAAAGGCGUUGGGAAAGGAGCUGGAGCAAACAAAAGACCGAAAUAAUAAGUUGCAACAUGCCGCUGAGAUCGCCACAGAAGCGGUGAGAAAAAACAAAGAAGCAGCCAAUCAUGAGGCAUGCAAAAAGGAGAUCGCUCUCCUGCAGAAUAAGAUAGACCGCAAAAAUGCUCUCAUAGCGGCUGUCUCUCCAUCCAGCCUCUAUGCUUUUUCAUCAGAUGAGGAAAGUGAGGAUGAGGAGGUAACCAAAGUUAGUGGAACUGCCCCCGCCCUGGUAUGUCCGGUAAUCACUCGACAGACCACCCCCAGACAUGGGAACGGCAAGGAGACAGGAGACAGUAGUUGUUACAUCGAGAAAUGGGUAACGCCUGUCCAUAAACAUGAAAGACUUUUUAUUCAGGAGAGAUGA